AUGUUUCCUUUCUCCCCCUCCUCCUCCUCCUCCUCCUCUUCAUUCAGUCUGGCCUACACUCAAGCUCUCCACUUCUCAUCUCUUUUUCUUGUUUCUCAUUCUCGUUUCUUUUCGUUUUCUUUCCCCUCCUCUUUUCUCUUCUUUCGCAUAUACUCAAGCUCUUCAGUUCUCCUCCCCACUAUUUCCUUCUCUCUCUCUCUCUCUCUCUCUCUCUCUCUCUCUCUUGUUUAUUUCCACUUUCUCAACUUCUCUGGUAUGCACUCAUGCUCUCCACCUGUAUAUUUUUUAUUCCUUCCACCUUCUCUCCUCUUCCUCUUCAUCUCUCCACUGAAACUCUGUACCUCUCUCUUUCCCGUUUCUUUUCACCUUUUCUCCUCCCCUUUUAUCUACAUUCGCAUAGACUCCAACUCUCCAAUUCUCCUCUUUCACUCUCUCUUUCAUUCUCUCUCUCUCUUUCACCCCCUCUCUCUCUCUCGUUUCCUUCCCCUUCUCUCCUCUCACUCUUCCUCUCUAUUGCCUGUUUUUCCUCUCUAUUUUCUUAAAUUUAUUGCAAUAUGUCAAGUCUGGAAUAAAAGAUUAAUUCGAAUUGUCGAUAGAAAUUAG
This is a messenger RNA of Acanthosepion pharaonis, 603 nucleotides long. Lineage: Eukaryota; Metazoa; Mollusca; Cephalopoda; Sepiida; Sepiidae. The record is from the annotation of a GenBank genome assembly.